Molecule: messenger RNA, 849 nt
Organism: Colletotrichum godetiae
Lineage: Eukaryota; Fungi; Ascomycota; Sordariomycetes; Glomerellales; Glomerellaceae
Exons: 1
Coding region: 1-849 (282 amino acids)
Source: RefSeq, a predicted model, not a curated record
AUGCGCCUCUUACUUUCUACUGCCAUCUUUGGCAUUUUUCUCUUCUUGACUAGCUUUGCUCACAGCGCUGCAACAGACAUUAAUGAACUAUCGUUGGCGGAGCGCUCAGGUACCUCUGAGAUCGCCCGUCGAGGAUGGAAGUUCAAGAGCAUCUUCAAAGGCAAGAGCAGCAAAGGUUCUAGCUCCGCCCAGCCAGAGCAGGAAGUCGAGUCCGAAUCAGACAACGAGGAGCAAACCGCUGCAGCCGAUCUGAGCGACGCUGAGGAUGGCCGUGUGCCGGACAUUACGAAGAGGGGCUACAUAUUCCAGGCACAUCGCCGCUCGGACUCUGUGAGAGUCGACGUUGGUGUCAUGAUUCCUUCGCCUCAGGAUUGGAAGCCCGACAUGUUCUGGAGCAUGGACGAUAUGGCCGUCUACCCGAGUGAGAACGAAAUCAGAGUGUUUAACGCGAUCAACGAAGACGACCCCACCCCCGAGCCGCGCAAAUGUCGCUUCCGGACCAUCAUGAUGGCCACUUGGAAGGAAUACUCGAACAAAUACGUGUCAGAGCUGGAAUAUGUGAGCUUCGCCAGUAUUACGAACGAAGAUGCGCUAGAGUCAAUCAAGCAGGCGUACCUAUGGAUGGAGAGAAGCCAAGAUGCGGGCGAACCGAACGAACUUCAGAUUGACAAGACUGAGGAGGGAACGGAUGAGCGGAAGGCAUUCAACUGGCUCGUGAACCAGAACCCGCUUGGCCGGGCUGUUCGAGGCAUUCCGUCAACGUUCACCGCGAUGGAGGAUAAGGAGAUAGAUCGAGUCGAUUUAUGGACCAGCAACGGAAGCAGGUAUAUUCGCUAUCGGCUUCGCUGA